Molecule: messenger RNA, 177 nt
Organism: Gaeumannomyces tritici R3-111a-1
Lineage: Eukaryota; Fungi; Ascomycota; Sordariomycetes; Magnaporthales; Magnaporthaceae
Exons: 2
Coding region: 1-177 (58 amino acids)
Source: RefSeq, a predicted model, not a curated record
AUGGGUGGAAUGAUGAGGCCCGGCAGGGCGGAUUCGCAGGUACAAGGGCCCAAGCGCCUGCUUGGUCUGGCCGGUCAGAUGUGGAUGAGGGCGACAGGUGUCCCGCACAAACGAGGGAGGGGUCGUGCCAUCACACCCAUUUUCAGCCGCGAGGUUGUGAGGAUAUUCACACAGUAG